AUGCAGAGACUAGGAAAUGGAUUGGCUGUCCUCAAAAUGGCUUAUGGCUCCGUGGGAGCUAUCUAUGGAGAUUUGGGAACAUCUCCCUUGUAUGUGUUCUCUACCAUAUUUAGCAGCAACAGCAAUCCAACUCACAAAGAGGUAUACGGCUCAAUGUCGUGUAUCUUUUGGCUUUUCACGGGGGUCGUGAUUUUCAAAUAUGCUUUAAUCGUGCUGAUUUUUGGACCCAAUGACAACGAAGGUGGACAGAUUGCCAUUUAUUCCAAAAUUGCCAGAACGCUGAAGUUUGGCCCGAAAGGUGUGAAAAUUCCAGGCAGCAGAGAGUACGCACAAGAGCUAGCCGACAAUGAUGAUCUGCUUUCACUCACGCGAACGAACACCAAUGCUUCCAAUUAUUCGCAUGGAGACUCGAUGCCCAGCCAGCGCAUUAAAAGCUUUCUGUCAAAAUUCACUCUCGCAUUGUGUUUUUUGGGAUGCUCCUUGGUGUUCUCAGAUGGGCUUCUCACUCCCACCACAUCUGUCCUGUCUGCGAUCUCAGGCAUUGCGGUGGCAGUACCUUCUUUCGAGGACAAGGUUAUGCCGGUUUCGUGUGCAGUCUUGAUCAUUCUGUUUCUUUCCCAGAGAUUCGGGUCUGGAAAACUCUCCCUGUUGUUCUCGCCAAUUGUGACCGUAUGGCUGAUUUGUUUGUUUGUCAAUGGGGUUAUCUGCGUGGCCAAGUUUCAUCCAAAAAUUAUGAAAGCACUCAAUCCAUACUAUGCAGUGCAGUUCCUCAAAGACCAUGGAGUCGACUCCUUUAGCUCUAUGAUGCUUUGCGUUACUGGUUGUGAGGCAAUGUUCGCCGACGUCUCGCACUUUGGACCCUUGCCUAUCCAAUUGGCUCUGUGCUGUUUCGUGUACCCAUGUUUGAUGAUGUGCUAUUUUGGACAGGCAGCGUACCUCAUAAAACACCCAUCCGGCGUCUCAAACGUGUUCUACCUCUCCAUUCCAGGCCACAAUGGUGACGCGUACUACUGGUUCAUGUUCGUCAUGGCCACGCUCGCAACCAUCAUCGCUUCUCAGGCUUUGAUUUUGGGUGUGUUCAGCAUCCUGAUACAACUCAUCACACUUGAUUGCUUCCCACGACUGAAGGCCAUUUACACCUCGGAAAAGCACCGUGGACAAAUCUUUAUUCCUGUUGCCAACUGGGUUCUGAUGGUCUGUGUGGUUCUAACAACAGUUGGAUUCAAAAAUAGUAAUAACGUGACCGCAGCUUACGGACUAGGUAUAUCUAUCGAUUUCAUACUCACGACAACGUUGAUCACCAUCUGUAUGAGGUACGUCUACCGCAUCAACGUGAUCAUACCCAUAGUGUUCAUGUUAGGCUUUGGCACCUUGGACGCCCUGCUGAUCAUCUCCGGUCUGCGAAAAGUUCCAAAUGGUGCGUGGUUUCCUCUAGCGAUGGCAGGAAUCAGUUUCAUGUUCAUUUCUUUCUGGCGGUGGUGCAGAAGUCUUAAGGUCAACUACGACAUUAGCUUCAAGAAGUCAGUAGACGAGCUGUUUGUGAGCUCGUCCACGGUCAAGGCCAUAAAGGAAGCAGUGGUGGUCAACUUGAACAGUGAAAACAGCAAGAAGGGAUAUGAUGGGGCCAACGAUGAGGAAUCUGUGGCUUCUGAUCCCGACAUUGGCACCAGUGGAGACCAGGACAACCAGUUUCUGGAAAUGAAGUACUAUGGAAAUAUUAUCAAGAUCCCUAGAAACAAUCAUGUGGGAAUCAUGUACUGCACUUCUUCCACCACUCUCACCAACAGGAGCUACCUUCCACACCUGUUUGAGCACCUGAUCCACUCCUUCAAUUCCGUGCCCAAAAUAUUCAUCCUCAUAGAGCCCCGAGUGAGCACGCUUCCCUUCAUCGAGGAAGAAGAUUCAUACCGUUUACAGGAGAUUGCCGGUGUUCCUGGUUUCUAUAGAUGCAUUGUCCGGUCCGGAUUUAUGCGCCAGACAUUGCUCACCAAGAAACUUUUGAGAAGUCUGCUACUAUCAAUUUCGGAGAUCGAAGAGCUGCAAAAUGUGUACGGCACAAACGAUGUGAUGGACGACAGCAAUCACUUCACUAUCCCGGUAGUUCACCUGUUUGAGAGGGAUUAUGUGUCUUCCAAGGAAUUUGAUAGCGAGGACGUGGAGGAAGAGUCCAGGGCCAUGCGGAUUGCCAAGCUUCCGUGGAAAGUUUUGAGAAGAUGGCUGAUUAACUACCUGUUUGCACCACUCAACGGCAUUUCCAACAACAGCACAAUGGACUUCCUGCUCCCGCACAAGAACGAGGAGCGCAACCAGGAGAUAUUGUACGUUGGAAAUCGCAUCAGCAUCUGA
Molecule: messenger RNA, 2346 nt
Organism: Ogataea haglerorum
Lineage: Eukaryota; Fungi; Ascomycota; Pichiomycetes; Pichiales; Pichiaceae
Exons: 1
Coding region: 1-2346 (781 amino acids)
Biological process (GO): potassium ion transmembrane transport
Cellular component (GO): membrane
Molecular function (GO): potassium ion transmembrane transporter activity
Source: RefSeq, a predicted model, not a curated record